ACGUUUCGUCCCCACCAGGCAAAACAAUUCUUUUUUUUUUAGCUAAAUUCAAGCUCCAAUAAUUGGCAUGCCACAUUUUGCUCAUUUUGAACCACAAUCAUAUUGUGACAGAAAAUAAAGCAUUCACACUGAUAAUUUAUUUUUUUAUUCACACUACUAGAUGACACAAUCAUUUGAACAAAUGCUUCAUGCCAUAUUUUGUUUUUAAGCAAUGCUAAUGCUUUGUGUGUUUUUCAAAUAUUAUCAUCGCUGCUUAUACUCGCUAGGGCCGAUUGUAUACAUUUUCAAAAAGAUGUCUUUUAUGAUAUGGUCACUGGUGACGCAGUAGGAGUUGGAGGGGAUGGGAUAGUUUUUGCUGACAUUGAGUAUUGAUUAGAAUCAGUUGUAGUAAAGAAUUUCUUCUUUGGUAUUUUAAGUAAGUAUUUUUAUAAUCGUAUAAUUCGCAAUCCUUUUAGGAAUUCUCAUUGCAGGUAUUUUUUGUAACAACAUCGUGUUCCAGUUACUAUUUUUUAUCUGGAUUACUAAUAUGAAACUAAUCAGCUUCAUAACAUUUACAUGUAGGUAGAGAUGCACCAAUACCAGUUUUGCAAGAGUGAGUACAAGUACUUAAAUUUCUGAUACAGAGUACAGAUGCUUUUCAUCCCGCAAAUGCAAUUAAAAUAUAUUUUAUUUGAAACAAAUACCUUUUAAAAACACUUGAACAUGGUGUAAUACAAAUAUAACAUUUCAGGCAUGAGCAUUUCACGGAAACGAUCGUUCCGUUACCGUGUCGUUACCCAGCCUGAGAAAACACGGAACCGAAAGUCCGUUUCCCAGAUCUCAGGGCUUACUUUUAACAAAAUUCGCCCAUGUGUGGAAUGUAAAACAAGUUCUCAACGAAAUACAACAAUCUGUAUAAAACGAACCAACAUGAACCCCUUUAUUUUUCAUGAUUAAAACGCCCAUCUUUGUCAGUGUGGUUUACAAACAGCACCGGUUUCCCCUUCUGCGCUACGUAUGCGCAAGGUUGAGUUAUUCAUAUCCGGGUCACUCAAAUGCUCGUCAAACAUGUCGGUUGCUAAGUGCAAAAGACAAAAUGCUCAUGCCUGCUAAGGCUGUAUUCUGAAGUACAUGUAAAAACCGGUUCCCAUGAGCAUUAUCAAUGGGAACCGAAAAAUCGUUUCCCACCGUUUCCCAGGACAAAAAUCAACGGAACCAAAAGAUCGGUUACCAUACUUGCCGAAAUCCUCAUGCCUGCAUUUAUUGAGGAACACCUUGUCAUUACUGACUAUUUUAAAAUCCAACUGCAUGUUUUUUAAGUCUUGCCACACUAUGCAAGAAGAAACAUGUAGUCCGUUGAAUAUACAAAUAGCAAUACCUAUGCCAUGUGGUGUUGACUACAAAAUAAAGUGAGUAAAAAGAAAUGCAGGACUGCAAAAUACCACAAAUUACGAAAUAGAAACCCGAUUCCAAUGAAGUUGGUGUUCAACAAAAGCAAGUACAAUUACAAAAACAAUAUUAUAAUGUCACAAAUACAAAACUUUGUUUUUAGCAAAGCAUUAAUUUGGAAAGAGGAAGAGUGAAGCUCCAGGGAGAAGAAAUAGUGAGGGUGGCUGACUUCAAAUACUUGGGGUCAACAAUACAGAGCAAUGGAGAGUGUGGUAAGGGAGUGAAGAAACGGGUCCAAGCGGGGUGGAACAGUUGGCGGAAGGUGUCUGGUGUUCUAUGUGACAGAAGAGUUUCCGCUAGGAUUAAGGGUAAAGUUUAUAAAACAGUGGUAAGACCGGCCAUGAUGUACGGAUUAGAGACGGUGGUACUGAAGAAACAACAGGAAGCAGAAUUGGAGGUAGCAGAAAUGAAGAUGCUGAGGUUCUGGAGUGAACAGAUUGGAUAGGAUUAGAAAUGAGCUCAUUAGAGGGACAGCCAAAGUUAGAUGUUUUGGAGACAAGGUUCGAGAAAGCAGACUCCAAUGGUUUGGACAUGCCCAGAGGCGAGAGAGUGAGUGGAUUGGUAGAAGGAUGCUGAGGAUGGAGCUGCCACUCUAAAGAGUGACAGGAAAACCAAAAAAAAGGUUGAUGGAUGUUGUGAGGGAGGACAUGAGGACAGUGGGUGUUCGAGAGGAAGAUGCACGAGAUUGGCUUAGAUGGAAAAAGAUCACACGCUGUGGCUACCCCUAACGGGACAAGACGAAAGGAAAAGAAGAACAUUAAUUAAAAAUUUUAUGACUGCAACAUGUUACAAAAAGGUGGGACAGGUAGGAAAAAAGCCUGAGAAAGUUAAGGAAUCCUCAUCAAACACCUGUUUGGAACAUCCCAGAGGUGAAAAGGCUAAUUGGGAACAGGCGGGUGCCAUGACUGGGUAUGAAAGGAGCUUCCCUAAAUUGCUCAGUCAUUUACAAGCAAAGAUGGGGGUGAGAAAAUAGUCAAACACUUUAAUGAACAAUUUUCCUCAAUUUACAGUAGCAAGGAAUUUAGGGAUUUCAUCAACUACGGUCCAUGAUAUCACCAAAAGUUUCAGAGAAUCUGGAAAAAUCACUACAUGUAAGCGACAACGCCAAAAACCAACAUUGAAUGUGCAUGACCUACAAUCCGCAUCAAAAACUGACAUCAAUGUGUAACAGAUUUUACUACAUGGGCUCAGGAGCACUUCAGAAAACCAAUGUCUGUAAAUACAGUUCAGCGCUACAUUCCUGGGUGCAACAAGUCUACUAUGCAAAGCAAAAUCCAUUUAUCAACUGCACCCAGAAAUGCCGCCGACUUUUCUGGGCCUGAGCUGAUCUAAGGUGGACUGAUGCAAACUGGAAAAGUGUUCUGUGGCCUGAUGAGUCCACAUUUCAAAUUAUUUGUGGAAAUUGUGGAUGUUGUGUACUCCAGGCCAAAGAGGAAAAGAAUCAUCCAGACUGUUGAGAAUUUAAAAUGCUAAAGCCAACAUCUGUGAUGGUAUGGGGCUCUGUUAGUGCCAGUGGGAUUGGGUAGGUUAUACAUCUGUGAAGGCACCAUACAGGUUUUGCAGAAAUAAAUGCUGCCAUCCAAGAAACACCUUUUUCAUGGACGCCCUUGCCUUAUUUCAGCAAAAUAAUGCCAAACCACAUUCUGCAAUUGUUAAAACAGCAUGGCUUCACAGUAAAAGAGUGUGGGUAAUAGAGUAGCCUACCUGCAGUCCAGACCUGUCUCCCACUGAAAAUGUGUGGUGUAUUAUGAAGCGGUAAAUACAACAAUGGAGACCCCGGACUGUUGAACCACUGAAGCUGUACUUAAGGCAAGAAUGGGAAAGAAUUCCACCUACAAGGCUUCAAAAACAAUUGGUGUCCUCGUGUCACAAAUGUUUAUUGAAUGUUGUUAAACAAAAAGGUGAUGUAACACAGUGGUAAACAUAACCCUGUCCCAGCUUUUUUGGAACAGUGUUGUAGCCAGAAAAUUCCAAGUUAAUCAAGAUUUGAUUAAAAACAAGUCUCAUUAGUUUAAACAUCAGUUUGUCUUUGUAGUGUAUUCAGUUAAAUAUAGGUUGUACAUGAUUUACAAAUCAUUGCAUUCUGUUUUUUUGAACAGCAUCCCAGCUUCAUUGGAAUUGGGUUUGUAAAACGGUGUCAAGAUAAUAAACUUUAUCACACUAUCGUUAACUUUUUUUUUUUUUGUUUGUUUGUUUGUUUGUUUUGUUUUUGUUCUUAUACAACAUGCCACACUGCAAUGACUUCCUGAUGGGAGCGCGGUUGGCUCAGCCGGAGCCGAGCGGUGCAGAGCUGUCAACUGGUCUGCAGAAACUUCGAUGGCAUGUCCUCCUCUAUGACCAUGGAUGGCCCCUGCAGUGCUUUUUCCACCUCUUCCAGCUCCACCAAACAUUGCAGUUCUUCCGCUGUUGACAGUGGCAAUGUUGACCCAGAGGACAGCCGGAGUUGCAGAGCUGUGCCGGAGAGCCUUGGUGCCAAAGGUGGGGGUGGGAAUGGCAACGGCGGUGGUCGUUGCCUGGUCAGCAACGAGGUUGGAGGAGGGAUAAGUGUGACGUCACAGGAGGACCAGCCGCAUCAGCACAUGAUGCCCCCAAAGCGCCGGACUGAACUGAACAUCUCUCCACCUCCGCAAGACCUACUCAGUGAUAGUCACAUGUCCUGUCAAGCGGAAACAUCGUUGGACUCGGAGCACAGCAACAGCAUCUGGAUGGAGGACUCGCUCUCAAACUUCAGUCUGAUGAGCACCACCUCUUACAACGACAACACAGAGGUUCCACGAAAGUCACGCAAACGCACCCCACGGCAAAGGCCAGGGCCCAAGUCUUUGCUUACCAAUGAAGCAAGCAUGGAUGUUUUCGACGCGGACAGCGCCAAAGGGCCACACUUUGUCCUUUCCCAACUUGGCACAGACAAGUCUGGAAAAAAAGGAAGUCUGCAAGAAAACGUUCAUACGCCUCAUCAUAAAGGAGUUCUAUCGAUGCAGUACCCAUCAAAGAGUGAACAGAAGGAGCUGAAGAUCCUUGUUCAGCCGGAGCCGCAGCAUCGGGCUCGCUACCUGACGGAGGGCAGCAGAGGGUCAGUGAAGGACCGGACUCAGCAGGGCUUCCCUACUAUAAAGCUAGAGGGUGUGAAUGAACCCGUUAUUUUGCAAGUGUUUGUGGGAAAUGAUGCUGAGCGCGUGAGGCCCCAUGGAUUUUACCAAGCUUGCCGAGUGACCGGCCGCAACACCACAGCCUGCAAAGAGGUGGACGUCGGGGGAACGACUGUCAUUGAAGUCCCCUUGGACCCAAGCACCAACAUGACCUUAGCCGUGGACUGCGUUGGAAUCUUGAAGCUCCGAAACGCCGAUGUGGAGGCUCGAAUUGGGGUGGCUGGGUCAAAAAAGAAGAGCACGCGGGCGAGGCUAGUAUUUCGGGUCAACAUCCCACGUCCAGACGGUUCAGUGCUCACGCUCCAAACGCUGUCGUCUUCCAUCCUUUGCACCCAGCCGGCAGGGGUGCCUGAGAUUCUGAAGAAAUCGCUGCACAGUUGCUCAGUGAGGGGCGGAGAAGAACUCUUCAUCAUUGGCAAGAAUUUUCUCAAAGACGCUAAAGUCAUAUUUCAAGAGAAUCUCUCUGAUGAAACUUCUUGGAAGACAGAGGCUGAAAUUGACAUGGAGUUGUUUCACCAGAAUCAUUUGAUAGUGAAGGUUCCACCUUACCAGAACCAAAGCAUCACCUCUGCUGUGUCUGUGGGUAUCUAUGUGGUCACCAAUGCUGGCAGGUCCCAUGACGUUCAACCGUUUACAUACAAUCCAGAUUCAGCAAACACUGAAGUUUUUGUGAAGAAAGAGACAACAUCCCCAGUGAAGACAUGUCCCUUUGAUGACCAAAGUAAAGUUCUGAUGCCUAUAUUGCCUCAAGUGAAGAAAGAAGAAGUCACUCCCAUGGAGGUCACCAACAACCUCCAAACCUCUGCAGUGUUCAAGACACUGGACCUUUGUCCAGCACAGCAGAGCCCAGACAUGUCUACAGGACAUCUAAAUAAAAACAGAGAAUUUUCGAACACAUUGCCACAGUCCUCUACUGAACCUGACAAAAGCCAGGCCCCAGUUUUUACCAACACAGAGGCUUUGGCCACAGUCCAGCCAAGAGUGGGUCUUGGGCAGGAAAGGCAAGUCAACAGCUGUGGGUCUGUCGUGAGGCCUUGUGCGGAUCCUCCACCUCCACCGCAGCAGUUGUCCAUGUUCCCUUCAGAUGAAGUGGCCCAGUUGGAGGAGGCAGUUCAGCAGCUUAAGCCCGAAACGUUCAGUAAUCUCCCACUUCAGACGGACAACUCGAUAACCAACCAACAGCACCAUAUGCAGCACCAACAGAUCCAAAGCCAACACAUUCAGCAGCAGCAGCAACAGCAACAGAUUCAACAGCAACACCAACUGCAGCAACAGCAGCAGGCGAUAGGGAAUCUACAACAUCAGAUAUUCCAAUCCCAGCUUCAGAUGCAGUGUGUGAAUGUGGAGCAACAGGGCUCCUCACAAGGUGCUCUGCCAAACCAGGGGUCACUUUUCCAACAGGCUCACCAGCAGCAGCAGCAGCAGCAACAACAACAAGCAACUCUCUUUCAGCAGACUAGUGAACUCCUCACCAUUCAGACCAACUUCCUCCAGCAGACACCCUCACACCCUUCCCCACCAGCGUUCCACAAUGCCAGUCCUAUAACAGAAGCACAUGAUCCCCAGACGCGUCUGUUUCAUAGCCAGAGCUCCUCUCACACUCCAGAGCAAGUGCUCUUCCAAAACAACAUGACGGUUCUGCAGCCUCCAGACCAGCAACCUUCAAACUCCAGUCUAUUCCUCCCUCAGACGUCGCUUUCACCCCAGCUGACCACCAGUAGUAGUCAACAGCAGCAACUGGCCUUCCUCAAUGCUUUACAAUCACCUGCCCCCGAACAACAAUCUGUGUUUCAGGCUCAGGCUCAGCUCUCUCCGAUUCAGCAAGGUGGACCAAUGGAGCAACAGCAGCCUUCGCAGCCUCAAGCCCUCUCUCAAACAAGUCAGCGGCAAUCUUUAUUUCAGAACAUCAUCCAGCAUCCACCUGCAAGCACACUAUCUUCAGGUCAACAACAGUCAGCUGGACUGCUGUUCUGUAACAACACUCUACCCACCACAGAACAGACAUCCAACAUGCUCUUCAGCAAUCAGAGACAGAUUCCUCCUUUGACCACCAGCAGUCUGGUUUCCCCAGAAGCCCAGAACCCUUCACUGCUUUUCUCACAGGCCAGCAUGGUGGCGGUAAACCAACAAGUCCGCUCUGAGCCCAUGUCCUUAGGCAACUCGAAUGAUGCGCGUCAGCAAGUGCUGUUUCAGGAUCAGCAACCAAUGCAACUUGGAAGCACCACAAGCAACGGGCAAGAACGGUCGGUGGGCCUUUACAUGCCUACACCGAACAUGGCUUCUCUGCAGAGUGGAUUGUCUCAGGAGCUCGCACAGUCAACCAUGUUUGGCUCACCGAACGGUGUGGCCAACCUCCAGACGACCACCUCGUCUCCUGUUCAGCAACCAGGGAGUCUGUUUCAGUCUGCAGUCGGUGGGACCAUCAGUCAGCCCAGUCAGCCUCAACAACCUGAACUCUUCCUUUUUGGAAUUCAGAAUGAAUGUGGUCAGCUGAUGAACGCGCCAGGAAACACGCUGUCUGAUCAGAUUAUAGCCAUCAGCCAGUCUGGUCAGGAGCAGAGAGAGAGUGAGGCCCGCAUGCAGUCGCUGCUCAGCCAGUCACUGUCACAGUCGGUGACUGCGCAGAACGGCUUGAGCGCCUCCCAAAAUAUGGAAAAAAUUAACGACCUGCUCGUCAGCUGCCUGCAGGAGCCGGGGAGCAGCAUCAGUCGUUCGUACUAAUUAUCAGAGAAGUUUCUUUCGUUUUGUCUGUAUGAUAUUAUCACAUGUAUAUGAGGGGUCAAAAUAGAAUUGAAAGUUUGUACAAGUGACUGAGCAAAAGAUUUUAUUCAAUCCCUUUAUCUGCUCAAUAUUUAGAAAAACGGAUGAUCUCCUUCAAAGUGAACGAGAUCCGAGUGAUACAGAUUUAUCUACGUUACCGGGAACACUUGACGUCUCUUUGUAGACGUGUUGAUAAAAUUUUAAUGUUCUCUUUCAUUUUUUUUGCCGGAAGGGCGAAUAGAAGCGAAAGGAAAGUUCGAUCAGAGUGCGGAAUGAAUGUAAUACGGUGGAAGUUUGGUCGAAAAUGGCGUAGAAAGUGUAUUGAGGGGUUAAAAUGGAUUAUGAGGCAACAAAAUGAACAAGAUCGGCUGCGAUUAUCAUAUGCAGUAAUAUAGAAUGACGUUAUUGUGACACAUUUGAACUUGAGAUCUCAGCAGGGCCAUAUACUGGAAAUCCUUGCUUUUAUCCGUUUAUGCCUUGGAUUUUGUCACAGGGUUGAAAAAGAGUCAAAUGGACUAGAAUUGGCCUUUUUACAUAUUGGAAAACAUAAAAGUCUAGUGGGGGUGCACGUGUGAUCUAAGAAAAUAAAAAAAUAAAAUUGGAAUAAAUUAUGCACUUUAAGAUUGUUAAAUUGCUUUGCAAAAUAAACUUCAUAGGAUUCCUUCGUCAGCUAUACUACUGUCACAUCACAAAAUGUAUUUUUAUUAGCAAAAGGUAGCACCGGCGUUGCGCCAAUUGAGGAACAUUUGGAGCAAAAGUGUUUCAAAUGUAGUAGACAGAAUAUUUGUAUUAGACUGUGUCUACCCUGGAGUACAAAUGUAAAAUAGUUUCAUAUUGUCAUUUGUCCUUAGGAGUCACGUCAGUGGACUCACUCUGCGUCAGGUACCCAGAACCAAGGAUUGUAGCGUCGUCGUGGAAUGUUUCCUUAGCGGUGUCUGCCUUUAGGGUUUGGAGAAUUCCUCGUCUUUAUUUUGUCAUCCAACUUUCGGUGCAAAUUUUCUUCGCUACAACUUGAGUUACAAUCUGUUUGGGACACGCGCAAUCUACUGGGUGAAAUUCAACACUCCAGCCUGUCCUGUUUUGCAAGCUUACCCUGAGAAAGGUUUUAAAAGAAAAAAAAAAAAAAAAGGAGUAGAUAAAACUGUCCUUGUCCCAGUCGACUUAUUUUCCGACACCGGCUAUUCUAAUCAUCUAAUAACGUAAUUAUUGCUGUCUUAGCCCGCCCCGAAAAUUUGUUGCAUAUAGUGGAUGUAAAACAAAAAAGUGGAUAUAUAAAUGCCAGGUUUUGUAAUAUCGAAAAAUUCGACCAAGCAAAAUCAUUUCAAAAUAUUUCCACCAUGAAUGUGGUGCUUGGGCUGUACAACUCAGUUGAAUCUUUUCAAGCUGGAAGCAAGAAUCAACAAUGGAGGUAUUUUGCUUGCACACGUGUGGAGAACCUAUCAUAAAUGUGAUCUGGUUGUGUUCAGAAAUAGAUUCAGACUUCUAUGAAAUGGGAAUCAGCACGCAGACUGUUUCAAGCUUGCCUGAUUUACCACAAAUAUCACAAUAUCUACAAAACUUUUGCUGCCGUUUUUUUUUUUUUUUUAAUGUGCUUUCGAGUGAAAGCCUGGAGGUUUUGUGCUCACUGCCGUUUUCAACUAUUCAUAAUUUUCUCCACCUUGUCUAAGGUCCCAAGUUAUGUUUGGCUGAAAUACAGCAACGAUCACCACCAAAAGAACACCGUGCCUCCAGUGAAACGCCCCUGGUGGCGGGGUCAUGCUUUGGGGCUUAUUUUUCUUUAGCGGGACCCGGAGCCGAAGACAAGGUGGAAGAAGUUAUGAACCAUUUGAAAUAGGAACGAAUAAGUGUUCGCGCAAUAUCUUUUGGCUUCUGCUGGAAAUAAAAUAUAAAGAAAACAGCAGAAAUGUGUUGAUUGCGGGUAAUCAGUACAACUUUAAUAUGAUAUAUAUAUAUAUAUAUA
This is a messenger RNA of Syngnathoides biaculeatus (alligator pipefish), 9297 nucleotides long. RefSeq names its product nuclear factor of activated T cells 5b (gene nfat5b). Gene Ontology annotation, molecular function: DNA-binding transcription factor activity, RNA polymerase II-specific; RNA polymerase II cis-regulatory region sequence-specific DNA binding; transcription factor binding. Gene Ontology annotation, cellular component: transcription regulator complex. The transcript has 12 exons. Lineage: Eukaryota; Metazoa; Chordata; Actinopteri; Syngnathiformes; Syngnathidae. Gene Ontology annotation, biological process: calcineurin-NFAT signaling cascade; cytokine production; regulation of transcription by RNA polymerase II. The coding region runs from base 3750 to 7298 and encodes 1182 amino acids. The record is from RefSeq and is a predicted model, not a curated record.